ACAGGGACCAAUACCAAUGUGUUCUGCUGUGUUGAGGUAGCGAAAUCAUGAAGCAAGCGACAAGCGAGCCACGAGCCACGGAAAACAUGAUAAAGCCGCAGGAAUAAUAUGUAGAUGACGCAAGCUCGAAAACCUGUUCACUGCCGUCGCCAGAUCUGGCCCGGGCUGGUUCCGGAAAAGUGUGUCGUUGGCAUGCCACUGGAUUUGAAGUGAGGAGAGUCGUGACACUUUCCGUGCAACAUGACACUCUACAGGAUAGGGUCGCACAAAAUCAGCUGUUUUCGAACAUCUGCCAGUAGAAUAUAUCCUCUUCUCCAUGUUUUGGAACUGGAGAACCAGCAGCAAAAUCGCCAGUAUGGCGGAAGUAAAAAUCAGGGUGGUGGUUAUUUUAAUAGAGUCGUUAUGAUGAGACUUUUUGGCACUUUGGGUAUAGGACUCCUGGCUCAUCAGGUUUAUACAGCAAAAAGUGGUGACAAAGAUAGUCUUGAUUAUCAGGUGUUCAGGGGUAAAUCAGUCUGGGAAAAUCUGAAGGAAGAUCAUCGAAUUGAAAAUCUUGCCAGAAAUGCUCCCAAAAAAGCUCAAAAAUCAGUACCUAGCGAAAAGCGUGAAGACUUACCAACUUAUACCCUUGAAGAGGUAUUGCAACAUACAACAAUGGAGAAAAGGAUUUGGGUGACGUAUGGACAAGGAGUCUAUGACAUCACAGACUUCAUACCUCAACACCCAGGAGGAUCUGAAAAAAUCUCUAUGGCUGCAGGAUCAUCAGUUGAACCAUUUUGGAUGCUGUAUGGAGUUCACAAAAAUCCUAAUGUUCUGGCCAUCCUUGAAAAAUACAGAAUUGGCAACUUAUCGCCUGCAGAGGCAGCUGAGGCCACAGCGAAUAUGGAAGAUCCAUAUGCAAGAGACCCUAUCAGACAUCCUGCUCUAAAGCCAUCAUCCAAGAAACCUUUUAAUGCUGAGCCACCUCCAACACUUCUUACAGAGAGCUUCGUAACUCCAGUUGACUUAUUUUAUGUCCGCAAUCAUUUACCUGUGCCAGAAAUUUCGGAGAAUGAUUAUAAAUUAGAAAUACACUUUCAAGGCAAAGACUAUAGCUUUUCACUCGAUGACUUGAAAACCAAAUUCGAACAGGUGACUGUGACUGCUACAGUUAUGUGUGCGGGAAACAGAAGAGGUGAAAUGACUGAGAUAAAACCUGUGAAAGGCUUGAACUGGGGACACGCUGCUAUUGGUAAUGCAACUUGGUCUGGUCCAAGACUCAGUGAUAUUCUUCGCUACAUUGGGGUUAAAGAAAAUGACCCAUCCAUUCAACACAUUCAGUUUGAAGGUCUGGAUCAUGAUGUUUCUAAUGUACCAUAUGGAGCAUCAAUACCAUUUAACAAGGCUAUUGACCCCAAAGGUGAUGUGGUAUUAGCAUAUGAAAUGAAUGGCGAGGUUUUGUCAAAAGACCAUGGUUUUCCCAUUCGUGCUGUUGUGCCAGGAACUGUUGGUGCUCGCAAUGUAAAAUGGUUAGGUCGUAUCAUAGUGAGUGACGUAGAGUCUGAUUCCCACUGGCAGCAAAAUGAUUACAAAGGAUUUAAUCCAAGUGUGGACUGGGAUACAGUAGACUUCUCUAAAAGUCCAGCCAUUCAAGAACUCCCCGUUAUUUCCGCUAUUUGUUCUCCAGAUUCAGGAUCUGUUGUUAAAUUGAAUUCCAACAGCUCCCUUAACAUGAAAGGAUAUGCAUGGUCUGGUGGAGGAAGGAGAAUUGUGAGAGUGGAUGUCACAGCUGAUUCAGGAAAAACAUGGCAUUCAGCAAAUAUAACUGCUCAGGAUAGCAGUAAGGAACCUCACCAUUGGGGUUGGUCAUUAUGGUCAAUUGAUUUACCCAUUCCUCAAGGUGUCAGAGAGGUUGAACUUUGGGCCAAAGCCGUUGACUCAGCUUACAAUACUCAGCCUGAAACAUUUGCCAAUAUUUGGAAUCUGCGAGGGGUUCUAGGGAAUGCUUAUCACAGAAUUCGUGUGCAAGUUGCAAGUUGACCAUUUUUAAAUCCAUGUAAAUAUUUUGGAAGGUUUUUUUACCAUAAAAGAAAGAAGUUUUUAUAGAUCAUUGAA
Molecule: messenger RNA, 2094 nt
Organism: Frankliniella occidentalis (western flower thrips)
Lineage: Eukaryota; Metazoa; Arthropoda; Insecta; Thysanoptera; Thripidae
Gene: shop
Product: sulfite oxidase, mitochondrial
Exons: 11
Coding region: 241-2019 (592 amino acids)
Cellular component (GO): mitochondrion
Molecular function (GO): molybdenum ion binding; oxidoreductase activity
Source: RefSeq, a predicted model, not a curated record